Molecule: messenger RNA, 993 nt
Organism: Colletotrichum phormii
Lineage: Eukaryota; Fungi; Ascomycota; Sordariomycetes; Glomerellales; Glomerellaceae
Exons: 2
Coding region: 1-993 (330 amino acids)
Source: RefSeq, a predicted model, not a curated record
AUGACCGACAUCUUCACAUCCACUUUUGGCCAAGCCAAAUUGACUGGCCGCGACAGUUGGAUCAAAUGGUUCCAGGCCUUCCGCCUUAUGAGUGAGGGACUCGAGGUCUGGAAGUACGUCGACCCAGACGCUCCAGACUCCGACGCACUCCUCACUCCUCUCACGGCGUUCACUUCACCUUCUGACUUCGAACUAUUACUCUCAACCCGUAAUGAAGAAGAACAAAGAGCCUACGAGGCACGCCGUGAGGCGUUCGAAAACGACCAAAAGGACUGGGAAAUCCAUCGCCAGCAACUUCCAGCCCCAACUCCCAGCAUGACCCCUUCGACUUCCUCGAGCACGAGCAACCCACAGGAUCCAGCUGGAACUCCUUUUACGAUACCAGCUAUGCCACCUACUUCACGCAAUCAAAUCUAUCCCCAUACCGCACCCGUGAAGAGGAUCCAUACGCUCGAGAAUAUUCAGAAGGAAUGGGAGCUCUCUGCCAAAUACCAUCAAAUCAUGGCCCCUGAACGUAACAGUGUUAAUACGCACAUCAAACUCCUCGCCCAGUGGUUGGGAAAAUCAGUUAACGCCACUCUCUACGAACACGCAUUCCAGAAAGCAACCGAGAACGGCGUCAAGUUCAGCGUACAACGAAUCGUCAGACGACUGAAGCAGGAACUGGCGCCCUCCGAAGCCAUGGUCAGGAGUGCGGUUCGCCAGGAGUACAGACAAGUCCUCAGCAAAGCGAGGACCGGAGUUAACCCCCAACGCUGGUACGAGGAGUGGCAGUCUGCUUACCUCCGAGCCAAAACGUACGAUAUCCCGGAAAUUGACGGAGAGAUCGCCAUAAUCGACUUCCUGGAUGCGGUUAAGUCCAGACUCAACCCUACAUGGGGCCAACGCACUUAUGAGACUUUCCGCGAAUCAAUGGCCUUCGAAACACACACCAGGACCCUCGAGGAGAUUGCGUCAAGGAGGGGCUUACUCCACUUUCGCUGGACGCUCUGA